Messenger RNA from Panicum virgatum (switchgrass), 546 nucleotides. Its product is annotated as vignain-like. Gene Ontology annotation, molecular function: cysteine-type endopeptidase activity. Lineage: Eukaryota; Viridiplantae; Streptophyta; Magnoliopsida; Poales; Poaceae. The record is from RefSeq and is a predicted model, not a curated record. Gene Ontology annotation, cellular component: lysosome. Bases 1 to 546 code for a protein of 181 amino acids. The transcript has 2 exons.
AUGGCGAGGGUGACGCUUGCUACGACCGCCAUGUUUGCGCUGGCCGUGGCGCUGGCAUCGAGUUCACGGCGGAGGACGACUCCAUGUGGGCCCUGUACGAGCGCGCACUACGAGGUGGCGCGCGACACGGGCGACAAGCUCCGGCGCUUCCUCGUCUUCAAGGAGACGGCGUGCAGCGUCUACGCCCGCCACCCAGGGGACAGACACUACGUGCUCGGCCUCAACAGCUUCGCUGACAUGACGACCGAAGAGUUCCGGGACAGCUUCACCCGCGAGAGGCCCGCCGUUGGCGGGGAGCGCCACGUCGACGCCAGCGGGGAGCGCCACUUCAACAUCACGCCGCAAGCCGAGGGCGAUAAACUGCUAGAACUACCAGACGCCGUCGAUUGGCGCACGAAGGACGCCACGGCCACCCCGGCGGUGGAAAGCCUGAACGCCAUCAAGAGGAACAUCGGGCUGGUCGACCUCUCCCCGCAGGAGCUGGUCGAUUGCUGCGACAGGGAGAAGAGUGGCUGCAAUGGCGGCUUCGCGGUCAAGGCCUUCUAG